Molecule: messenger RNA, 1223 nt
Organism: Linum trigynum
Lineage: Eukaryota; Viridiplantae; Streptophyta; Magnoliopsida; Malpighiales; Linaceae
Source: the annotation of a GenBank genome assembly
CCGCAUCGCAUUUCGACCGCUAAGUUAUCAGUGUGGUCAAAUCAAACCGCAUAAAUUAACGGUUUGAUACGGUUUAAACCGCAGCGCAUCUAGACCGCAAUUCAUUACGGUUUGUACAUAAUUAAAUAAAACUCAAACCCACCCAACUGAAACUAAGUUCCAAAGAGUAGCUCUCCAUUAACAUCUCAUUACGAAAGAGAAAGACUGUUAAUGUGGGUAACAUAGCAUAAGCAAAAGUUAAGUAUAGACUGAUGACUCACCAUUUCUAGAGUAAUCUAAAGAGCUGAUGGAGUGGUAAUUGCCUCUAAAUUUUGUGAAACCAGUACACUAAAACCUAUUUGGUGCACUUCACUCACAAUUACACAGAAACCAACUAAGUCAAGAAAGCAUGAAUUGCAACUCUAGAGAAGAAAGACCUGGAAACCGCAGCAUAAAAAUGGUGAUGGAGAAGAAAGAGCUUUACCAAUUUCAAUUAGGCUUACUGGUUUCUAUCUUGUCUCUUCCAGUACUCUUUUGUACUGCCUACAGUUCCAAACGUUCUUGAUAAGCAAAGAGACAAUGCAGCAUAAAAAUGGCGAUGGAGAAGAAAGAGCUUGACCAAUUUCAAUUGAGUGCGACCCUGGAUUUGAAGAGGGCAAAGAGCUUGACGGACGACGAUCUCGAUGAGCUGAAAGGGUGUUUGGAUCUUGGAUUCGGUGGGUUUAGCUACGACGAGAUCCCCGAGCUUUGCAAUUCGUUGCCGGCUCUCGAGCUUUGUUACUCCAUGAGCCAGAAGUUUCUUGAUGAUACUGCGCAGAAAUCUUCUUCUGCUGCCGAGGGAAUGGAUUCUUCUUCUGACGGAGUUGCUGCUUCGGAUCAGGCUGCGAGCAGAGACGGCCAACUGCUGCUGCUGCUGAGGCUGUGGAAUCGGCGUCGACUGAGCGGCCGACGGGAACGGAGACUGGAUCGGCGGAAACGGCUGGAACAGAGUGUUCGCAGACGAGGCCGCUGCUGCGGUAGCGGAAACCGACGGGGAGAUCGCCGACUGGUCGAAGCCGACGGCGGAAGCAGCUCGCGAGGUGCAGAGGCGUACUCAAUCAGAUUGUGGUUUCAACUUCUCACCUCUGCGUACUCAAUCUUAGCGGAUUGUGGUUUCAAACCGCAACCGCGCGGUUUGGGUCAAUCCGAACUGUAAACCGCCAAGCACUUAACGAUCAGGCCGCAAAUGAAACCGUUAGUUUAAU